Messenger RNA from Closterium sp. Naga37s-1, 435 nucleotides. The record is from the annotation of a GenBank genome assembly. Lineage: Eukaryota; Viridiplantae; Streptophyta; Zygnematophyceae; Desmidiales; Closteriaceae.
AUGGUCUGGUCCGUUAAAUAUGUGUUUUUUGUAUCAGGGUUCAACGUGGAAACUGUGGAGUACAAGAACAUCAGCUUCACCGUGUGGGAUGUCGGAGGUCAGGACAAGAUUCGCCCUCUCUGGAGGCACUAUUUCCAAAACACGCAGGGUCUUAUCUUCGUUGUUGACAGCAACGACAGGGAUCGUGUGAUGGAAGCUCGCGACGAGCUGCAUAGAAUGCUUAACGAGGACGAAUUGAGGGACGCGGUGUUGCUGGUCUUCGCGAACAAACAGGACCUUCCCAACGCCAUGAAUGCUGCGGAAAUCACUGAUAAGCUAGGCCUACACUCGUUGCGCCAGCGGCAGUGGUACAUUCAGAGCACUUGCGCUACAUCUGGUGAAGGUCUAUACGAAGGACUGGACUGGCUCUCUAACAACAUCUCGUCCAAGGACUGA